Raphanus sativus (radish) is the source of this 1140-nucleotide messenger RNA. RefSeq names its product polygalacturonase inhibitor 2. Gene Ontology annotation, molecular function: protein binding. Lineage: Eukaryota; Viridiplantae; Streptophyta; Magnoliopsida; Brassicales; Brassicaceae. The record is from RefSeq and is a predicted model, not a curated record. The transcript has 2 exons. The coding region runs from base 34 to 1029 and encodes 331 amino acids.
UUCCACUAAAACUCAAACUCAAGCAUUACCACUAUGGGUAAGACAACGACACUGCUCCUCUUCUUGUUCUUCACGCUCCACCUCAAGACCUCCUUAUCUAAAGAUCUCUGUCACAAAGAUGACAAGAACACCCUCCUCAAGAUCAAGAAGUCACUUAACAACCCUUACAACAUCAUCUCCUGGGAUCCCAAAGACGACUGCUGCACCUGGGUCUCCGUUGAGUGCGGCGACGCAACUGUUAAUCACCGUGUCACCUCCCUAGACAUAUCAGGCGACAAGGUAUCAGCUCAGAUCCCUCCUGAAGUCGGUGACUUACCUUAUCUGCAAACACUCAUCUUCCGCAAGCUCUCUAACCUCACCGGCCCAAUCCAACCCACCAUCGCCAAGCUCAAAUAUCUCCGUUUUCUCAGGCUCAGCUGGACCAACCUGACCGGUGCUAUUCCUGAUUUUCUUGGCCAGCUCAAGGAUCUCGAGUACAUAGACCUUUCCUACAACGACCUCUCUGGUUCAAUACCUAGCUCUCUUGCUUUGUUACCUAAGCUCGGGUAUCUUGAACUCAGCAGGAACAAGCUCACGGGUCCGAUACCAGAGUCAUUUGGGUCGUUUCCAGGAGAAGUCCCUGACCUUUUCCUAUCACACAACCAGCUUUCUGGUUCGAUACCGAAGUCACUAGGCAAGCUAGACUUUUACCGGAUCGAUCUUUCCCGUAACAAGCUCAAAGGUGAUGCUUCCAUGUUGUUUGGAACCAAUAAAAAGACAUGGAUCAUUGAUAUAUCAAGAAACAUGUUCCAAUUCGAUAUCUCCAAGGUUAAGGUUGCUAAGACAGUUAAUCUCUUGGACUUGAACCACAAUGGGAUCACAGGGAGUAUCCCGGUUCAAUGGACCCAACUUAGUCUUCAGUCUUUCAAUGUUAGCUAUAACAGAUUGUGUGGACCUAUCCCCAAGGGAGGGGAUUUUCACAGAUUUGAUGCUUAUGCCUAUCUUCACAACAAGUGUCUGUGUGGUGCACCUCUUCAGAGAUGCAAGUGAAGUUUCCAGCAACCAAGCUUUCUUUAUUACCACCAGUAUAAAUAAAGUCUAAGGACAUGUGCAUUUUUCAUUCGGAAUAAUUAAUAAAAACAUGAAGCAAAUUAAUGUGCA